Messenger RNA from Alternaria alternata, 464 nucleotides. RefSeq lists its product as hypothetical. NCBI's taxonomy places the organism in Eukaryota, Fungi, Ascomycota, Dothideomycetes, Pleosporales, Pleosporaceae. The record is from RefSeq and is a predicted model, not a curated record. The transcript has a single exon. The coding region runs from base 103 to 405 and encodes 100 amino acids.
CGCGCAAUAUCGUUAACGGUCUAUAUAACAUGACGGCCGGUCAUGCAUAGCGAGGAGUUUCCCAUUCUGUUUUUCCACCAAGGUUUUCGACUUUAAGCAAGCAUGAUUCCCCCUGUCGCCUUGACUUUUCGUUCGCGUCCAUUGUUCUCUUCUUACCUUUUACUCUUUAUACCGGCGCAACAUGAGGCUCAACGAUAUAUGAUGCUUGUAGAUCCAUGGAAGGGUACACAGAUGGUACCAAUAUACCAAGGCUUAAGGACAUGGGCUGGUUUGGCGAUACCCCGUUCCCAGAUGUUCAACGAUAGUUCAUAUACACGAGAUAGGACCAAGGAUACGACAACGAAUCUCCUUGGACAUGACAUAUUUCUGGGCUGGCAUCUGAUGUUUACAUAUCAUAUAGCGUAGAUCUUGCGGCCAGAUAUUAACCUUUGAAUGAAAACCUGCAUGAAAAAUUAAGUACUUUG